Messenger RNA from Rhododendron vialii, 1926 nucleotides. RefSeq lists its product as uncharacterized. Lineage: Eukaryota; Viridiplantae; Streptophyta; Magnoliopsida; Ericales; Ericaceae. Gene Ontology annotation, molecular function: transcription coactivator activity. The record is from RefSeq and is a predicted model, not a curated record. The transcript has 2 exons. Gene Ontology annotation, cellular component: SAGA complex. Gene Ontology annotation, biological process: regulation of transcription by RNA polymerase II. The coding region runs from base 454 to 1503 and encodes 349 amino acids.
CCUGAACAUACAAACAUGGUUCCUAUAAUUGGAGAACCAGCGCCCGUUUGACUUCCGACCGCGUAAAAAGGCACGUGCCCUUUGAGUCUUUGACCCCCUUACGACUCCUCCAAGAACCUUCCAAACCCUCACUGCCGUUCUAGCCCUAAUCUCUCUCCUCCCCCUUCUCUCUCCCAACACUAUAAUCAAGCUCGGUCACUGGGCAAUCGCACAAUUCAUUGAACUUCUCGAGCAAUUCAGCUACGUUUUUUAAUGAAUCAGAAUGGAAUAGUGCGAUUUGAAACAGCUGUUGAUUCGGUGUUUAUUCACGGAAGUAUGCUGUCUGAGAGAAAGCAUUAGACAUUAGGGUUUUGGAUUGAAAGUGGACAUGGAUUCUCUGAAGUUGAUGGGGUCUUUACUUGAUGGUUCAGAACUUCAGCUUUGAUGGUAAUGUGAGACUAUUCAUAAAUAAAAAUGUCGGCGGAUCUGUGUCCCUCCCGAGUGGACACUUUAGAAUUGAAAUUUCAUAUCGAAAGGAAGAUCGGGCAUGAGAAAGCAGACAAAUACUUUUACCUCUUGAGCCGGUUCUUGAGUGUUAAGAUUAGCAAAUCAGAGUUUGACAGACUCUGCAUUGCUACAAUCGGGAGGGAGAAUAUCUUCCUUCAUAACCGACUUAUCCGAGCAGUUCUGAAGAAUGCAUGUGUUGCUAAGAUUCCUCCACCGAAAGAACGCAAAGCAGGCAGUUCAUUAAAUGAAAAAUUGCCAAAUGGGUAUCAAACAAGUAGUCUCCAUUCACUCUGUAGGGACUCUUCGCCUCGGUCUCCGAGGAAGGGAAGAGCACCAAAUGUUCGUGAUCGAAAGUUUAUGGACCGUCCCAGUCCUCUCGGGCCUAAUGGGAAGGCAUAUAGUCCUAAAGUUCAGGAACAACAAAGCGCCACCGAACUGCUUUCUUUGGGUAGCAGGCCACCACCCGAGGGAAGCUCUGUGGAAGAGGGUGAAGAGGUUGAGCAAGCUUCUGGAAGCCCAAGUAUUUACAGUAGAAGCCCUGUGAGAGCUCCUCUUGGAAUGUCUGUAAAGGGCAAAGAGACACGGAAAGUGCUACGCACUGGAUUAGGAACUGGCUUUCACUCUGACUCUUGCCAGUGUAGCAGUGAGCUUCCAGAUACAAGGUCUCUAAAGACCAGAUUGGAGCAGAAGUUGGAGACCGAGGGCUUGAAAAUUUCACUGGACUGUGUUAACCUGUUAAACAGCAGUCUGGAUGUUUACCUUAAGAGAUUAAUGAAGCCGGCUUUAGAAUUAGCCAGUUCAAGGUCUAGGAAGAAGAAUUCAAGUGAAGUGUGUAAUCAGGUAAUGUUUGGUUUGAAUGGGAUGAGGCCCAUGGGAUAUGUACAUGAAGCAAACAGACCUAUUUUGGCAUCCUUGUUGGACUUUCGAGUUGCAAUUGAGUCAAAUCCCAGGAGGCUUGGAGAAGAUUGGCCUAUACAACUUGAGAAGGUUUGCUUGCGUGCAGCAGAUCAAGAAUGAGUUCAGAUUCAUUGCCGCGUGAUUUUGGUGGGAUUGUACAUUAGCUUCAUCUCAGUGGGGUGUGUUGUUUUGAUUGUAGAGUCCAUUCUAACAGUGCUUUUAAGCAAGUAGAUUUUAUAACUGAUGCUGAAGGGCUUAAGCUAUGGAGAAGUUCGGGUCAAAGUGAUUGGGUUGUAAAUAAAUCUCGGUGCUGAUUAUUCCUUGAGGUGGUAAAGUAUAGAUAUACACACACUUGCAAUGUCUAGCUACUAAGAGUAGCUGAGUUCAGUAGCCAAUGUCAACUGAUAUCUUUAGUGUCUUCAGCUCAUUGUUUUAUCUCAAGUUUGUCUUUGGGGUGCCCUACCUAUUGUGGUUCAAUUGAUGUCUGUUUUGUCAUUUUCCAUUGAGCUUUUAAUAAAGCACUCUUGUCAAGCGCUGCCGUAA